Cylindrotheca closterium is the source of this 1962-nucleotide messenger RNA. NCBI's taxonomy places the organism in Eukaryota, Bacillariophyta, Bacillariophyceae, Bacillariales, Bacillariaceae. The record is from the annotation of a GenBank genome assembly.
AUGGCGGAAGAAGAACUAGAAGUAACCAUUUUGGAGCCCAAGCUCAAGCGCAAGAGUAAGAGAAAAAGCAAGAAAAGCGAAAGUGAAAGCAAAAGAGGGAGCGUUGAUCCCGCUGGUGUCCAUGUUUCUGAAGUGGACCAUCUGAUUGAUACAGCAUGGAUGACUCCACGCGAUCACUCAGUCUUUGAAUUCAGAGACAUUAACUACAUUAUCGGUAAGGGAAAGAAAGAAAAGCAGAUCCUUACCAAUGUUAAUGGGCGAAUUUCCGAUGGAUCCACCGUGGCCAUUCUGGGACCUUCUGGUGCCGGAAAGACGUCUCUGCUGAAGGCUCUUUCGUUGGGGAUCACGUCUGGGAAAGCGACUGGAAUUAUUGAAUUGAACGGAAAGAAGCUGACAAACCAGGGCUUUAAGGAUCACUGUUUCCUGGUUGAGCAAUAUGAUCACCACUGGUCGUUCUUAACCUGUAAGGAAACCCUAAUGUAUGCGGCAUCUUUGCUACUUGGUCCCGGAAAUCAUACUUCGGUGGUGGAGAACAUUAUUGACAAGAUGGGGCUUCAAUCUUGCAAAGAUACCAAGAUUGGUAAUGACUUUGUGCAAGGUCUUAGUGGAGGACAAAAGCGAAGGCUUUCAAUCGCCAUUGCUUUGCUGAAGAAACCGGCUGUGAUUAUGCUCGACGAACCAACCUCCGGUUUGGAUUCGGCAGCAUCCGUUGCGAUUGUGGGCGAACUGAGAAAGUUGGCCAAGAGCGAAAAUUUGAUUGUUAUCAUGACGAUUCACCAACCCUCGACAAAGGUCUACAAUGACUUUGAUCAAGUCAUGUUGAUGUCCAAGGGUCGACAAGCCUACAUGGGAAAGGCAGCAUCUGCACAUGAGUACUUUGAAACCAUUGGAUACCCAAUGAUGCAGAUGACCAAUCCUGCUGACUUUUUGGUGGAUCUAGUCAAUGCUGACUUUACUAGUGAAGACUCUGUACUUUCCAUUCUGGACGAAUGGGAGCAUCGCACUUCCAAGAUCCAAAUGAAUAACGAUCAGAAGAUGGUUGUGGACUCUGAUGAUGAUGACUUUCAUCAGCUGAUGAGAAGGAAAAAGAGCUUUCUGCACGAAUUGAACGUUCUCUUCCGACGACACGCAGUUUUGAUAGCCCGAGAUCCCAUUCUCUACGUCGGACGUAUUGUGGUGCUUCUGAUCUUCUGUACCAUUUUUGCUUUGGCUUAUUGGAGCUCUCGUGACAAGGUGCAAGCACAAGCUAUCAACUUCUACUACGCCAAUUCCUGGCCGAUUUCGCUCGGCUCGAUGUUCGCUGUAGUUGCAGUAUUCGCAUUGAAUGCUGAAUUCAAGUCCGUCAUGCGAGAAGUCAAGAACGGUAUGAUCCAUCCGGUGACGUAUAUCACGGCCAAAUCCAUACUGGUGUUGCCAGUGAUGCUACUGUUUGCUGUAGCUGCCCUCAGUACUGGUGUCUACUCCAUUCUGGGAAUCAAAGCAAACUACGCGACCUACGCCGGUAUGUUUGCUAUCAGCAUUUUCGUUUUUGAAUGCAUUGCAGAGGUUCUUUCCGUCGCCUUUAUCAAUCCGCUUUUGGGUAUGUUAUGCUACCUGUCGGUUUGGUUUACCGCCUUUUUGUUCGCUGGAACUUUUCUACCGGCGGACGACCUCCCAGGUGUCAUUCGGUGGAUCUACUAUGCGAUGCCACUUGCCUACACCUUUGAUGCCUUCUCUUACCACGUUUUUUCCAGCGAGGAUUGGCCCAGUUGUAUUCCUGAUGAGAAUGCUGGGGCCGUGUGUGUUGAUUUCAGUCAGGUGCAAGGGGAAGAACCGAGCACCUUGAUUCUCCAAGUACUUUCCAAGAUCGUCCCAAAUGUAACUGGAGAAGACAAUCGCAUGGAAGCUAUGGGUAUUAUAUUGGGAAUGGCACUUGCUUACAAGCUUCUAUAUGUCACAAUAUUUUUGUUCAAGUCCUCAUAA